GCGCCGGUCCAAUUUGAUCCACCGGAAAAAAACGAACCAGACAGCCGGCCGGCCGACCGACCAACAAGAAGCAGUAACCGCCAUGGGGUCAGUCCGGGUUAUUGAGCUUCAACUAGUAGCCUUCAUAAUGGUGUUCUCCAUAACUGGUCUAGUACCCAUUCUGGACAUGAUCUUCCCGGCCAUGGCAUCCUUUUACCUCCUCAUAUUAUCUCGAUACGCUUUCCCGUCGAGGAAUUCAUCUGCAGCAGCUUCAAGGCAGGAGAUUUUCGAUGGAAGCACACUGUUCAAGCUAUACGUUGUUGUGGGGACGACUGUGGGGUUGUUCCUUCCACUUGCUUACGUUUUGGGAGGAUUCGCCAGGGGAGAUGACUACGCCGUUCGAUCAGCCACACCUCAUCUGUUCUUGCUGGCAUUCCAAAUACUGACGGAGAACAUAGUAAGUGGUUUGUCAUUGUUCUCACAGCCGGUUAGAGCCAUGGUGCCGUUGCUGUAUACGGUGAGGAGAAUAUUUGUGAUUCUUGACUGGUUGCAUGAUGUUUGGAUUAGUAAGACAUUGCCUGCUAAUGCUCAACAAAGGGAUGUGUCGUGGUUUUGGUUUGGGAGGAGUCUAGCGGUGGCGAACAUGGUGUAUUUUUCUGUGAAUCUGCUAUGUUUUUUGAUCCCUCUAUUUCUUCCAAGGGCAUUCGAGAGCUAUUUCAAGGAAAGAGAUGAUGAUGAUGAGCUUGUUUUGAAGAAGGCUGAGGAGCGGCAAGCAUCAUCAUCACUGUCACUAGAUUCCGACAAGAAAGCUGACUGAAACCAAGCAAAGAUCUUUUUUUUUCUUUUCUUUUCUUUUUUCAAUUAUCCACUAAUCAAUCCAUCCAUCCUCAAUAAUCUGAUACUAGCUAGUUGCUGGAGAGAUGGCUUGGAUUCGUCCUCCUUUUGAUUACUUAGAAAGUAAAUAGGAUAAAAGAUGUAUUUUAAAGUUUUAUAGUGAGAACUGGGCUUACACAUAAGUUUACUCAUAUUGGAAAGAUUUUCGAUGACUCAUACUCCUGA
Messenger RNA from Impatiens glandulifera, 1038 nucleotides. RefSeq lists its product as uncharacterized. The record is from RefSeq and is a predicted model, not a curated record. Bases 83 to 796 code for a protein of 237 amino acids. Lineage: Eukaryota; Viridiplantae; Streptophyta; Magnoliopsida; Ericales; Balsaminaceae. The transcript has 2 exons.